UGCCUGGAGCGGAGGGGCUGCUGCUGCUGAUCGGCAAGCAGACAAAAAUGAUGGGGCCGGAGUGCAACACCAACUGAGACAGCCUGCACAACACUUUGUAUUCCCUAUACAGACUCGGAAGCCUUGCCUGGAAAACAUCCCUACUAAGAAGGAAAAAUAUCUAUUGUUUGAUUUUGAAAAGAUCAGUUGGGGGAGUUGUUUGAAUAAAGACAAAUCAUGUACCAAGUAGUACCAGGAGGAGCGGGUGGCACAAUUACAGAUGUUAUCCCAAAGCAAAAACACACCAAGGACACUCGACCCCUAGUUGGAGCUGGAGUAAUAGGGUUGGUGCUGGUGAUUGCGGCCGUGACUGCAUGGUGCUAUUACAUUGCAUCUCUACGCAAAGCUGAGCUGCUUAAGACUCAGCUUCUGGAUCUGAACAAAGAUGGCUACAUCAUUCGCAACCAAGGGGGGUCAAUUGUCUUCAGAAUGGACUUCAGGUCUGGGACCCUGGAUUUAGAUUCUUGCUCUAAAGAGGGGGAGAUGCUGAGCUGUGGCCGUACCACCGACAGAAAACUGAACUUCUUCAUUGAGACGGUGCGGCCCAAAGAUACGGUACAGUGCUAUCGUGUACGUUGGGAAGAACUGGUUCCUGACAUUCCUGUUGAGCAUGCCAUGACCUACAAAUUCUCACACUGGUAUGGUGGUGCAGUGUCAGCAAUUCAGCAUUGGCCUAUAUCCAUCUCUGGCCAACAGGCUCCCAAACCUUUUGUUACUAGUGACAUUUACUCAAACCGCAAUGAGUUUGGUGGAAUUUUGGAGAGUUAUUGGCUUUCAUCCAAUGCUACAGCCAUCAAGAUCAAUAAUUCUGUGCCCUUUCACUUGGGCUGGAAUGACACAGAAAAGACAAUGUACUUUCAGGCACGAUACCAUGACAGUCCCUUCAAACCAAACCCAGGGGAGCCACCAUGUGCUGAACUUAGUUACAGGGUAUGUGUGGGCCUAGAUGUUACAUCCAUUCACAAGUACAUGGUCCGCAGAUAUUUUAAUAAACCAAACAAAGUGCCUGCCAAAGCCAUGUUUCGCCAUCCCAUUUGGUCUACUUGGGCACUGCACAAGACUGAUAUUGACCAAGAGAAACUCUUGACGUAUGCUGCCAACAUCCGAAAGUAUGGUUUCAACUGUAGUCACUUGGAAUUAGAUGACCGAUACACCAGCCGCUAUGGGGAAUUCCAGUUUGAUCCAACAAAGUUCCCCAAUGCUUCAGCCAUGUUCCAGAAACUGAAAGCAGAUGGAUUUCUAGUGUCGCUCUGGACUCAUCCAUUUAUUAACUAUGACUCAGACAACUUCCAUACUUGUGUCGAGAGAGGGCUGUUUGUUAGGGAGCCUACAGGCCGACUGCCGGCCUUGGUGCGUUGGUGGAAUGGCAUUGGUGGCAUUCUGGAUUUCACAAAUCCAGAAGCCCGUGAUUGGUUUGCCUCCCACCUGCGUUCAUUACGUUCCAAGUAUGGGGUGUCAUCCUUCAAAUUUGAUGCUGGUGAGACCAAUUACCUGCCAUGGAAGUUUAGCACAAGGACUCCCAUCCGGGAUCCAAGCACUUUCACAAGACGUUACACAGAGAUGGCAAUUCCCUACAAUGAUCGUGCAGAACUUCGCAGCGGCUACCAGUCGCAGAACAUAUCUUGCUUCUUCAGGCCGAUUGACAGGGACUCUGUGUGGGGUUAUGAGAUGGGACUCAAAUCCCUCAUUCCCACAGUGCUCACCAUCAGCAUUCUUGGCUAUCAGUUCAUUCUACCAGACAUGAUUGGAGGGAAUGCCUAUCAGAACCGUACAGAUGGAAAUCGUGCAUUGCCUGAUCGAGAGCUCUACAUCCGCUGGCUGGAGUUGUCUGCCUUCAUGCCCUCCAUGCAGUUUUCGAUUCCCCCGUGGGAAUAUGACAAUGAGGUGGUUGAGAUUGCGCGGAAAUACACAGCCAUCCAUGAGAGCAUUGUGGCACCACGGGUGCUGGAGCUGGCUGGUGAAGUGCUGGACACAGGAGACCCCAUUAUACGGCCCCUGUGGUGGAUUGCCACAGGUGAUGAGACGGCCUAUAAAAUAGACUCCCAGUUUCUGAUUGGGGAUGACCUCAUGGUAGCACCAGUUUUAGAGCCUGGAAAACAAGAGCGUGAUAUCUACCUUCCGGCUGGCCGCUGGCGAAGCUACAAGGGGGAGAGAUUUGAUAUUAAGGAGCCAUUGCACCUCACAGAUUAUCCUGUGGACCUUGAUGAAAUUGCUUACUUUGUUUGGGUUUAACAAGAAUAUAGAUUA
This is a messenger RNA of Myripristis murdjan (pinecone soldierfish), 2286 nucleotides long. RefSeq names its product myogenesis regulating glycosidase (gene myorg). Gene Ontology annotation, molecular function: hydrolase activity, hydrolyzing O-glycosyl compounds. Gene Ontology annotation, biological process: skeletal muscle fiber development; carbohydrate metabolic process. Bases 217 to 2271 code for a protein of 684 amino acids. The record is from RefSeq and is a predicted model, not a curated record. The transcript is spliced from 3 exons. NCBI's taxonomy places the organism in Eukaryota, Metazoa, Chordata, Actinopteri, Holocentriformes, Holocentridae.